AUGGCCCCCCGUCUAGAGGGCAAGGUUGCCAUCGUCACCGGUGGUGGCUCCGGAUUUGGAGCCGCAAUUGCCAGACGCUAUGCGCAGGAGGGCGCAAAGGUGGUCGUUGGCGAUAUCAACGUUGCCGGCGGCGAGAAAAUAGCUUCGGAAUACCCAGAGAGCAUCAUAUUUAUGAAAAUGGACGUGACCAAGGAAGAGGACUGGAAGGCCGUGGUUGAGCAGGCCGCGAGCAGGUUUGGCCAGGUAGAUAUCCUGGUGAAUAAUGCGGGCACGACGUAUAGAAAUAAGCCGUCCGUGGAAGUCACAAUAGAUGAAUUCCAGCGCGUCUUCGACGUCAACGUAAAAUCCAUCUUCCACGCCUCCAAAUCCUUCAUCCCCAAGCUCCUCGAACAGGGCAAGGGCGGCUCCAUAAUCAACAUCUCCUCCACGGGCGCCUCCAGACCCAGGCCUGGCCUUGUCUGGUACAAUGCCUCCAAGGGCGCUGUUUCUAAUGUAACCAAAGGCCUCGCCGCCGAAUACGGCCCGCACCAGAUCCGCGUCAACAACGUCUGCCCCUUACUUUCGGGCACGGGCCUGUUCGAGAUGUUCGUUGGCGUGCCGGAUACGCCGGAGAACAGGGCGCAGUUCAUCUCCAACGUGCCGCUGGGCCGUCUGACGGAGCCGGACGACGUGGCGAAUAUGUGUUUGUAUCUGGGCAGUGAGGAGGGGGCGUUUAUUAAUGGGACGGAUAUGAUUGUGGAUGGGGGGAAGUGUAUUUAG
Molecule: messenger RNA, 759 nt
Organism: Blastomyces dermatitidis ER-3
Lineage: Eukaryota; Fungi; Ascomycota; Eurotiomycetes; Onygenales; Ajellomycetaceae
Product: oxidoreductase
Exons: 4
Coding region: 1-759 (252 amino acids)
Molecular function (GO): oxidoreductase activity
Source: RefSeq, a predicted model, not a curated record